Molecule: messenger RNA, 4230 nt
Organism: Striga hermonthica
Lineage: Eukaryota; Viridiplantae; Streptophyta; Magnoliopsida; Lamiales; Orobanchaceae
Source: the annotation of a GenBank genome assembly
AUGGAAGUUCUUCCAUGUUCUGAAGCUCGUCAUGUAGGGGAAUCUGGUUGCCCCGAACAGGAAUCUGGUGGAGCACCCAACAGCCUCCAAGAUGCCGAGCUAGCUAUAGAGUCCCGUGUGACAGAGGGCAGUCAAUUUAUUUUCGACGGUUCUAAUGGUGAUGAUACGUACUAUGAGUUUGACUUUGAUGGUCAAAUUCUCUCGUCGUUCUCACAUGAGUCUGAAGAUAACAACUUAGGUAAAAGAGAUCAUUUUGCCGAAUCUGGUCUCGUUUUAGAGAACUCUCAGUUAGGUUUGGAUCAUACAACCGAAAAUGAACUGCCUGAUGAUAAUAUGGUACAAGAUGGACCCCAAGCAGUUUGGGUUAAGUGGAGAGGAAAGUGGCAAUCUGGAAUUAGAUGUGCGAGGGUCGACUGGCCAUUAUCGACUUUAAGAGCAAAGCCAACUCACGACAGGAAACAGUAUCUUGUGAUAUUCUUUCCUCGAACGAGGAAUUAUUCGUGGGCUGAUGUGCUGUUAGUUCGUCCUAUUAACGAGUUUCCUUUGCCCAUUGCGUGCAAGACGCAUGAAGUUGGUGUGAAGAUGGUGAAAGAUUUGACUCUCGCUCGUCGUUUUAUCAUGCAGAAACUUGCUGUGGGCAUGCUAAAUAUUCUCGAUCAGUUGAACCGUGAGGCUUUGGUGGAUACUGCUCGUGAUGUGAUGGUCUUGAAGGACUUUGCAGUGGAGGCUUCACGCUGUAAAGAUUAUUCUGAUCUGGGAAGGAUGCUUUCGAAACUUCAAAAUAUGAUACUGCACCGCUACCUAAAUCAAGACUGGCUUCAUCAGUCUCUGCAUUCCUGGAAUCAACGAUGUGAGGACGCUAAUACUGCUGAAAGCAUAGAAAUGCUGAAAGAGGAAUUUUCUGACUCCAUCUUGUGGAAUGAGGUCAACUCACUAACAAAUGAUCCGGGACCAGAGUGGAGGAGCUGGAAACACGAAGUUAUGAAAUGGUUCGCGGUUUCUAAUCCUGGGCCCGCCAAUUUAGGCCCAGACCAGCCCAUCAUCGAUGAUGGCCCAUUACCCGCCGGGCCCAGCACAACCAAUAAGCGGGCCAAGCUCGAGGUCCGCCGGGCUGACACACAUUCAGCAUCCACCUCUCAUCACCCACCGGUCCCUAUUGAAACUGACUUUUUCAGCAAUUACGAAAUUGUAAGUAGUGCAUUAUUCGACUCCGGAGCAGUAAGUAAAAACGGGGCCGUUGAGGAUGUAAAUAAUAAGUGGAAUAAUCUAGUUGUCGAGCCUAGUAACUUGGAGGAGGCUGUUACAGUUACUCCUAGGCCCUUUGAUUCGGUAAAUCAUAAUAGGCAGUGCAUGGCUUUUAUCGAAUCGAAAGGGAGGCAGUGCGUGAGGUAUGCCAGUGAAGGUGAUACGUACUGUUGUGUGCAUCUGUCCUAUCGUUUUGUUGCGAAUUCUGCUAAACGAGCCGAAAUAACAACACCAACAACACCCGUGGACUUGCCUAUGUGUGGGGGGACUACUGUUUUAGGUACCAAAUGCAAGCAUCGAGCAUUGGUUGGUUCUUCCUUUUGCAAAAAACAUAGGCCCAGGGACGGGGAAUAUUUGGAUUCCCUUCUUACAAAUAAUUAUACCAUCAAUAGUACUAAUAAUAAUAAUAAUAAACUCAAAAGGAAGAGUGAUGAAAAUCUUAAGCAUUUGGAGAGUAUUGUAAGUACUACCAGAGAAGAUGAACUCUCGGCAUGCCAAGAUCAACUUUUUGUUAAUAUACCCGAACCGGCUCAGCAAGCUGAUGUUAGUGAUAAGAUUGCGCAAUGCGUGGGUUCAUCCGGUCCUGAAGAUGCCGAUGGGCCCUGCCUCGAGAGCCCGAAGAGGCACUCACUCUAUUGUGAGAAGCACAUACCGAACUGGCUCAGACGUGCAAGAAACGGGAAGAGUAGAAUCGUGUCCAAAGAAGUUUUCUUGGAGCUCCUGAGGAAUUGCCCCUCGAGGGAACAAAAAUUACUGUUGCACCAGGCGUGCGAGCUUUUUUACAGGCUGUUCAAGGGCAUACUAUCUCUGAGAAAUCCGAUACCGAAGGAAGUACAAUUCCAAUGGGCCGUUGCUGAGGCUUCUAAGGACACGCGAGUCGGGAGGUAUUUGACGAAAUUGGUGGUCCGCGAAAAGGAACGGCUAAAAAGGCUCUGGGGUUUUGAAGAAAAUCUGAAUUUGCAAUAUUUUUCUGCCGUUGACGAAUCGGUUUCGAUUCCUGUGAAGACUGUCAACAACAACAGCAAUGAUGAUCGAGAAAAAAACAUCAUCAGAUGCAAAAUUUGCUCUCAGGAUUUUCUCGAUGACCGAGCGCUCGGGCAGCACUGGACAGACAGCCACAAGAAAGAAGCUCAGUGGCUUUUUAGAGGAUACGUGUGCGCGAUUUGCCUUGACUCGUUCACUAAUAGGAAGGUACUGGAGGCUCAUGUACAGGAGAGGCACCACGUGCAGUUUGUCGAGCAGUGCAUGCUUUUACAGUGUAUCUCUUGCGGCAGCCAUUUUGGGAACCCGGACGAGCUGUGGUUGCACGUGCUCUCAAUUCACCCGUCCAGUUUAUCCCUGUUAAACGAGCCUCAUCCACAGAAGGUGGAGCCGACUAAGGUGGGCCCGGUGGAAAAUUCCUCUCCGAAUAACCAGUCAGCCAAUCGAAGGUUCGUGUGUAGGUUUUGCGGCUUGAAAUUCGAUCUGCUACCCGAUCUUGGCCGCCACCACCAGGCGGCUCACAUGGGUCAGCACACCUCGACGAGCCUCGGGCGGACUAAGAAGGGCAUUGAGUACUAUGCACGUAAAUUGAAAUCGGGCCGCCGUUUCAAAAAGACUUUGAAUUCGGUAUCAUACAAGAUUAGGAACAGAAGCAUGCAGAACUUGAAGAAGCGGAUCCAGGCCUCGAACUCGGUUGGGCUUGGGCCAGUGGAGGUCAGAGUUCAGCCCACUGUGCCCGAGCCCACUACAAUUUUGGGUAGGCUUGCAGACUCCCAGUGCUCUUCCGUCGCGAAAAUAUUCAGUUCGGAAAUUAAAAAAACAAAAGCACGCCCGAAUAAUCUUGAAAUUUUAUCGGUUGCCACGUCAGCAUGCUGCAAGGUGAGCCUUCAUGCCUCGUUGGAGGCUAAGUAUGGAAUUUUACCCGAGAGGCUGUACCUGAAAGCAGCUAAAUUGUGCAGCGAGCAGAAUACUUCUAUCGAGUGGCAUCAAGACGGUUUUAUUUGUCCCAGAGGGUGCACGCCAGGUGUAAGACCACCGAUUUUAUCGCCUCUGGAGCCAUCUUCGGUUAAUUCGUUUGGAAAAGUCGGAUCUUUUUUUCAGUCGAAGAAUCUCACGGCUUCGGAAUGGACGAUGGACGAGUGUCACUGUGUUAUCGAUUCUCGAUAUUUUUCGAUGGACCUGUCUGAGAAGAAUGUUGUUUUAUGCGAUGACAUCAGCUUCGGGCUCGAGUCGGUACCCGUAGCUUGUGUGGUGGACGAAGUUUUAUUGAAUGCCGAGGGAGUUGAUGGACAAGUCGAGUUUUCUUUUCCUUGGGAGAGCUUUACUUAUGUCACUAAGCCAGUGCUCGAUAAAUCCGUUCUUCCUGAAACAGAGAGUUUGCAGUUGGGUUGUGCUUGUGCUCCCUCAACGUGCACUUCUGGAGCGUGUGAUCAUGUUUAUCUUUUCGACAAUGACUAUGAAGACGCGAAAGAUAUUCAUGGGAAACUCAUGCAUGGAAGGUUUUCGUAUGAUGAGAGAGGUCGAAUCAUAUUAGAGGAGGGUUAUCUAGUUUACGAGUGCAAUCAGAGGUGCCGCUGCACUAAAUCCUGUCGAAACAGGGUUCUGCAGAAUGGAGUUAAAUUGAAGUUGGAAGUAUUCAAGACGGAAAGAAAGGGCUGGGCAGUGAGGACAAGGCAGGCAAUUCUUCGCGGUGCCUUUGUCUGCGAGUAUAUUGGGGAAGUCAUAGAUGAAAAUGAAGCCAAUGAGAGGCGCAAUAGGUAUGGUGAGGAAGGUUGUGGGUAUUUUUACGAGAUUGAUGCUCACAUUAACGACAUGAGUAGAUUGAUCGAGGGCCAAGUCCCAUAUGUAAUCGAUGCCACAAAUUAUGGAAACAUUUCACGUUACAUUAACCAUAGUUGCUCGCCAAAUCUUGUGAAUCAUCAAGUUCUCGUAGAAAGUAUGGAUACUCAGCUUGCGCACGUUGGUCUUUACGCCAGUCGAGAUCAUGAGAUUGGUUCAGGAUAA